CACUUGACAAUAACAAAUUAGUUCUCUACAUUGCAUGAAAUCGUGACAAUCACUCCUUCUAACAAAAACAACAUCACAAAGUUGCGAUAUAUCAUCAUAUCAACUAUCAAAACCUAAUUUAUGCUUCUAAUGCAAUGUAUUGUAACACAAACCAUUAGGCCAUCUCUAAUGGUCUAGUGUUAAAGUGCUAUAUUGGGAGCCAAAUUUGACAUUUUAGCUCCAAUUAUGUUCUCUUCCACCCAAUUCUUUUUUAUUUUAUAUCCCUUUAUAUAUUUUUGAUGGAGGAAUUACUAAAAAAUAAAUAAACUUUAGCUUCAUUGACAAAUUGUCCACCAAUUCCUUUUGUAUUUAGCUAAAGUUUAUCAUUGAGUUUAAGAAUGCCUAAAGUAGGAUGCAUGUUGUGAAAACACACCACAAAAGUCCUUUUAACGAGCAUCAUUAGGAAGAGGAAGAGAAAACUUAGGGCUACAAUAUGGUCAAGUAAUGAAAUUUGAUUUGAUCGUAUACUAGUUGGAAGGGUCGUUUUAACGAGCAUCAUUAGGAAGAGGAAGAGAAAACUUAGGACUACAAUCUGGUCAAGUAAUUAAGUUUGAUUUGAUCGUAUACUAGUGGGAAGGGUCGUUUGUGACAACUAAUUGAGGUUAAAUCAAUGUGGUCUUUGGGUUGAUUAGGUGACCAGAGUGGACUUUUUGAUACGCUAACAAUGCACUACCUGACUACCUUGAAAUGUUUUGUUAGAAAGCCUCGAGAAGAUUGGAUAAUCAUUUGUUAUAGUUUGCUGUAAACUUCAAUGAUAAGUUCGUUAAGUAUUAGAGUUUAGUGAUUGAUCUGUAAUUGACCCUACAUAUUUUCCUCGCAACUCUUCUUUUUACUGAAUCUCUUUUACCGUUGCCUCCUGUCAGUGCUCCUUCUCAGUGUUUCCUCUCCACUCAGCUUCGAUACCCUUCCGCCGUCUUCCCGCUGCCGCCAGGUACGAUUCCUCUUCCGCCAUUUCCAGCACACAGUAUUAUCAACAACGUCAGAAUUUUUUCAGCUGCAGAAGGAUUCUCCUUCCACCAGGAAACACUACCUGAACUUGUUUUUCCACAGUUCCAGGUAUUCUACAUAUUAUUACUGACAACCUCGGUAUGCUCGCUAGUAAAUUUGCUGCGUAGUUUAUGAAAUUUAAACCACCAUAUGUGUAUAAUCUGGCUUCAGGUAAAAAGUAAUAGCUUGGCGAAGGAAUAGAUUCAUUAUAUGCUUGUAUUGAUACUUUAAUAAGGAACAGUACAAUCGUUUAUUUCCCUGCCUGAUGCUGUGUGUAUUUUAGUUACUGCUAUCUGGUUCACAUGACGGUAUCAGACAGUAGUAGGAGAUUCAUUUCAUAAAGAAAAGGGUUUGUUUGUGUUCACGUUAUGGAUUGAGCCCUUUAGGGAGCUCUCUCUAUCUUUCUCUCCAUGUGACCAACCCAGUCAAAAACUGGUGCUGGUGCUGCUGCUUUGGACUUUCUUUCCAUCAUUUGGGGACUUCCAUUUUGCUCUCCCUCCUAAUUGGGAAAUCAAAUCAUUCUGAUACAUCAAAUGAAACCCACCCUUUAUAAUCGUUCCUUCAUUCUUUAUUAGUCUUUGAUUUAGCUUCUUUUUUUAAUGGUUUUGCUUGUGGCAUUGUUUUGUGCAUGGGGAAAAAGGCAUCUUCAUUGCCUUUGUUUCUGUGGAAGAAAACUAGUUUCACUCUCCAUAACUUGGUAAUGAAAGAAGGCACCACCUUCACCAUAAUUUGAUUUGAUGAAUGUUUGUAAUAUCUUCUUGCAGUCUUAUGGUUGAUCAGAAGUAACAGGACGUCUCUUGUGGGUUUGUUGUAAGAGAAGUGGAUCUCACUGUGCCAUUGGAGUUGUUCAAAGAACUGGAAAAGAAGCUAAUGACACUUAUGAAGACCAACAAGCAUGGCAGAAGUUGUCAAGGAUGUUGAAGAUCAGUUCACAAGGAUCUGUGAUUCAGCUAAGGUGGUUUCGGGUUUGUUGGAGUCUAGCAGAGCUCAGUAUUCCAUCUCAUCCACCUCAAAUGAUCUCGCAGCACUGAAAAUGCUGAAUCCAGUCGCACUAAUCCGAUCAGCUUCGUUUCGUUCAUCGUCAUCGAGAUUCAUGGCCAACUCUUCAUCCUCCGGAGAGUUUGAACCCGAGGAAAGCUGCAGUAGUGACAUGUCAGAUGAAUCCUCUGCGAUCUCAGGUGGCCACCAGUCUACGUUGAACAGGUUAUACGCCUGGGAGAAGAAGCUGUUUGACGAAGUCAAGUCAGGAGAAAGGAUUCGGAUAGCGUACGAGAAGAAAUGCAUGCAGCUAACGAACCAAGAUGUUAAAGGAGAGGAUCCGUUUGUGUUGGACAAGACGAGGGCAGCCAUUAGAGAUUUGGAUACACAGAUUAAGGUUUCGAUUCACUCGGUGGAAGUCAUAUCGAAGAGGAUAGAGACUCUGCGGGAUGAAGAGUUGCAGCCUCAGCUUUUGGAACUAGCACAAGGGUUAGCAACGAUGUGGAAGGUGAUGGCAGAGUGCCACCACUCACAAAAACAAACACUCGACACGGCCAAGCUCUUAGUAGCAUCAGCACCAUCAAAGCUCGAAGCGAGAAGGCGGGCUUCCAUCUCCAUGACCGACCAUCAACGCCUGUCACGAUCAGCUGCCGCCAUGGAAACAGAGCUCCGAAACUGGAGAUCAUCUUUCCAGACAUGGAUCGCCUCUCAGCGAUCCUACAUCCAGUCCCUCGCCGGCUGGCUCCUCCGGUGCGUUCGUCUCGACCCUGCCGAAAUAUCGAAGCUACCCUUCUCCCCGAGCCGAUCAAGCAGCACUGCUUCUUUCCCGUUGUUCGGACUCUGCAUUGGGUGGUCCAAGUUCCUGGAUGCCGUGCAGGAGAAGGCAGUGUUCGACGGGAUGGAGACCGCCGCGGAUUGGAUGGGUUCGAUUCGCGAUCAGCAGGUGCUGAGAGACGAUUCUACUUCUUCCCCUGGUGGUUCGAGGAGAUAAAUAAUAACAAUAGAGGAAUGGAGAUGGUGGAAGUUGGCAGGGAGGUGGAGGAAGUGAUGACAGCGGAGAAGAUGGCUGAGAUCGGUAUGAGGGUGCUCUGUGCUGGGAUGUCGGUUACUAUCAGCUCGUUGACUGAGUUUGGGAAUGGUGCGGCUGAAGGGUAUGCUCAGCUUUUCAAGCAAUGGGAGAAUGGGGAAGAAUUCCCGCCGGCUGCUCGGCUCCGGGAGAAGUAGAUUUAUGGGCCGUUUACUUGCCAUUUCAUUUCUGUUAGCUGCCACAAUAGAAAACAAAAUUAAAA
Molecule: messenger RNA, 3293 nt
Organism: Linum trigynum
Lineage: Eukaryota; Viridiplantae; Streptophyta; Magnoliopsida; Malpighiales; Linaceae
Source: the annotation of a GenBank genome assembly